This is a messenger RNA of Trematomus bernacchii (emerald rockcod), 1059 nucleotides long. RefSeq names its product transcription factor 24-like. The transcript has 2 exons. Bases 505 to 1059 code for a protein of 184 amino acids. NCBI's taxonomy places the organism in Eukaryota, Metazoa, Chordata, Actinopteri, Perciformes, Nototheniidae. Gene Ontology annotation, biological process: developmental process; regulation of transcription by RNA polymerase II. Gene Ontology annotation, molecular function: protein dimerization activity; DNA-binding transcription factor activity, RNA polymerase II-specific; RNA polymerase II transcription regulatory region sequence-specific DNA binding. The record is from RefSeq and is a predicted model, not a curated record.
UUAUCAAAUAAAUGCAAAGGCAAUACAUAUAAUAAUCAUAUACAGGAAAGGUUCAAUCAACAAUAAAUAGGCCUAGUACAUAUUUCUCUCUCAAAUAUAAGUUGAGUUUAAUAAAUCGUGCAAUAAAUGUCUAUAACUGUCUCUCUGCAGCCCGGCAAUAAAAUAUCAUAUAUAGUUAAUAGAACAAUAAAUAGCAUUUAAUAAAACUUAUGAAAUAUAAUUGAAGGGUUAAUAAAAGUGUGUCUCGGUGCAGGUCAGUGAGCAACCCGGCGAUAACAUCAUGUACAUAAACAAUUAGUUAAUAGAACAAUAAAUAACACAAGAGUCUUAUUACUUAUAAUUUAAGGUAAAUACAACGUGCAAUAAAUGUCUAGAAGUGUGUCUCUCUGCAGCCCGAAUAACUUAUCAUAGUUAAUAGAACAAUAAAUAGCACAUCAAUAUUCUUAUUUAUAGUAAUUUAAGGUUAAUAAAGAGUGUGUGUCUGCGCAGGUCAGAGAGGUCCUGAUGUCCCGGAGAGGAGCUCUCUGCUCCGGAGCUGCGGGGGGUCAGAGCUCUGCCUCCAGCCCGAGAUCCAGCCCUGAUGCCCGGCUGCAAAGCACCGCGGGGGGUCCUGAUGGUCCCGGUGGUCUCGCAGGGAGUCCUGAUGGGGGUCCUGAUGGUCUCGCGGGGGGUCCCGGUGGUGCACGAGGCAGGCCGGCAGCAGCGAACGCAGCGCGCGAGAGGAGUCGCGUGCAGACCCUGCGCUCAGCCUUCCUCGAGCUCCAAAGGACCCUGCCCUCAGUGCCUCGCGACACAAAGCUCUCCAAACUGGACGUGCUGAUCCUCGCGACCACUUACAUCGCUCACCUGACCCGCACGCUGCACGAGGAGGGAGCGGAGCAGAGCGCGAGGCAGACGGAGGCGCUGACGUCUCUGAAGGGGGACGGGUACCUGCACCCUGUCAAGAAAUGGCCCAUGAGGUCCAGACUGUACGUGGGCGCCAGCGGACAGUUCCUGAACCGAAACCCCUCAGAGUCGGAGAACCAAGAACCCUCGACCUCCCGCAGCAACAAGGACUAA